This is a messenger RNA of Pomacea canaliculata, 590 nucleotides long. RefSeq lists its product as uncharacterized. NCBI's taxonomy places the organism in Eukaryota, Metazoa, Mollusca, Gastropoda, Architaenioglossa, Ampullariidae. The coding region runs from base 138 to 590 and encodes 150 amino acids. The record is from RefSeq and is a predicted model, not a curated record. The transcript is spliced from 3 exons.
AUCGUAUUUUGGAAGAGAUCAAAAUUUCUAAAUUAUGUCACAGCCUUCGUUUUACAGGUGCCCCAAAGAAAGCCAAUAUCGAUGGGAAUCCUCCGACUCUAAAUGUAACAAAUGGUUCAGGUGUGCUAACAGUUAACAUGACGGCUUACCCCCAACCACAGAUUAAAACAUCAGUCUAUCUGGGCACAGACGACAGUUCUGAUGGACACCAAGUAAAAGAAAACAGUGUUUAUGCUGCCUGUUCCACCACUCUACUGUCCCCAGCUAUAGUCACCUGUAAUGUCAUCGUCAUCAACAUGACACACGAUGACGAGGGUUUCUACAGAAUCGUCUUCAGCAACAGUUUAGGAGACCUGCCUUUCACAUUCUUUGUCAAAGUGUCAGAGAAUGACCAGCAGGCCGAGGUGACCACAAAGACAGAAGCGAAAAUCGCUGGAGUCGUCGUGCUGGCUGUGAUGUUGUCGGUUGUCGUUGUGUUGAAUCUUGUUGCUGUCAUCUGGGUAUGGCGACGUGGGUGGACUUUACCGUGUACUGGUAACGAAAUGGUCUGCUUUCCACAACUUUUGUGUCUCAGAAAGACACAAAUGUAA